ACGCAUAAAGAACCAUAAGGUCGUGAGUCCAUCCUAUCGUCAGUGUGAACGCGCGAGUCGAACAAUUCGUUAGCGCGCGAUUUUCCAAAGAUUCAAAAAUGUUUUAUUUUUUAGUCGCUUUGUUAGUGGCCAGUGCACAGGCUAAAUUUUAUACGGAUUGUGGUUCUAAAUUAGCUACUAUCCAUGAUGUGGGCGUCAGUGGCUGUUCCGUGGAUGCGAAGUCCUGUAUUCUUAAGAGAAAUUCCAAUGUCACCAUCAACAUUGACUUUACCCCUUCUAAAGCGGUUACUUCGGUAGAGACAGUAGUACAUGGUGUCAUCAUGAAUUUGCCGGUUCCAUUCCCGAUUUCACAGCCUGACGCUUGCAAGGGUAACGGUCUGUCUUGCCCGCUUAAGGCGGGCGAAAAACAAGCGUACAAAACAACAUUGGCGGUCCUCAAAGCGUAUCCAAAAGUUAGCGUUGACGUGAAAUGGGAACUGAAGACUGAUGCUGGAGAGGACUUAGUCUGCGUUCUGAUACCUGCACAGAUUAAAUAGAAGUCUAACAAUAGAUAUAAAUAAUAUUAUAUUUUGUGAUAUUUCUGUAUAGAACGUAAGAUGAAUAAUAAUGUGCGGAUUUUUUAUAAUAUAGGCAAUGUGAUGAUUCCAAUAUAUUAUAUUGUGUGCACUGUAUUGCAUAUGCAGUGGCAUUAACAGAAGACACUAGCAGUGCAGUGUCAGUAAACUGAUAACAUCCAAAAUCGGAAAUAACGUUACUUAAGGUUGCUUUGAAUUUUAAAGCAACUUUCAUUCGCGUACUUGAAGAUAUUAAUUUGCCUCAAACCUAUUUACUGCAUAUUAUAAUAAAGUUUGUUCUUGCAUUUCAGAAAGGUUUUAGUGAUUAUAUAGUUACCUAGUUCUUAGAUGAUAUUCAAUCAUUUUCAGCAAGAAGUUUUAAAUUUGUAAAAGUCUUGCCGUGUCCAAAGUCGUAAUAUAAGCUUUUAAAUAAAUAUUUCUAAUUA
Messenger RNA from Pieris rapae (cabbage white), 1000 nucleotides. It is a transcript of the gene Npc2a, whose product is annotated as ecdysteroid-regulated 16 kDa protein. NCBI's taxonomy places the organism in Eukaryota, Metazoa, Arthropoda, Insecta, Lepidoptera, Pieridae. The coding region runs from base 99 to 536 and encodes 145 amino acids. Gene Ontology annotation, biological process: intracellular cholesterol transport. The record is from RefSeq and is a predicted model, not a curated record. The transcript is spliced from 4 exons. Gene Ontology annotation, molecular function: sterol binding.